AUGCUCAAAGCGACUUGGGACUACAGACCGUGUAUCCUGUACUUAGGCGUACAUAUUGACGCAAGGCUUCGAUUCGAUGAUGUUCGCAUUGUCAGAAACAAGGCAAACAGGGUAGCAGGUGCCCUGCUGGAUCUUAUGCCCUACGUUCUUUUUAGCAUCUCACCGCUGGAAUUACUUAUAGACGAGUGCUCGAGGCAGUAUCAUCGCCAACUCGAAAACGUUGGGAGUGAAAAACGGGCCAGGACGAUCGAGAAAUGGCAGGCCCAAUGGACCCGCUCGACAAAGGUUCGGCGGAUCCACCGACUCAUCACGAACAUCAUUCCGUGGAUUGAGAGGAGGCACGGAGAAGUGAACUACCAUCUCACGCAGCUCCUGACUGGUCAUGGUUACUUCAGGUCAUACCUGUAUCGGACAAACAACGACACGAGUAACCUGUGCCUGACGUUUGCUCUAGCAGUGGAAGAUGCCAAGCAUGUCAUUGUUCACUGUCCUCGAUUCGCGGAGGAAAAACGGGCCCUCCACCGCCUCUCUUGA
Messenger RNA from Trichogramma pretiosum, 534 nucleotides. RefSeq lists its product as uncharacterized. The record is from RefSeq and is a predicted model, not a curated record. Bases 1 to 534 code for a protein of 177 amino acids. NCBI's taxonomy places the organism in Eukaryota, Metazoa, Arthropoda, Insecta, Hymenoptera, Trichogrammatidae. The transcript has a single exon.